UCUCAAGCGCCGCAGCUCCAACAGCCAUUGUCCACCCGCCGCCGCCAGCGCCGCCAGCGCCGCCGUCGCCGCCGCCGCCGCCACCACGACAGCUGCCCUUACGUCUCCAUCUUCUGCCGUCAGCCCGGCGACGGUCUCCAUGACAACCAGCACCACGCAGACGACAGGAAUCAGCACCGUCGGGGUGCAGCUGCCUCAUCCCCAGCAGCAGUACAGCCACCCAAACACGGCCACGGUCGCUCCCUUCAUGUACCGGACCCACACGGACUGCGACGGAAAUGUGCCUCUGGUCAUGGAGGCUGGACAGAACCUGGGUGCUCACUCGGACCCAAUCCUGUUCAGCAAGUCUGCACAGCAGCCGUGCGUCGACGACCUGCCUGUAGGGGAGGAUGCCGAGACUCGGAGAAUGAGAACCGUGAAGAACAUCGCCGACUUGCGCCAGAACUUGGAGGAGACGAUGUCAAACCUGCGGGGAACGCAGAUCACUCACAGCACGCUGGAGACGACUUUCGACGGCAACGUGACGACGGAGGUGAGCGGCCGCGGGCUGCUGGGCAUGGGCGGGCGUGCGGCCGCCCAGACGCCUCUCUCCUGGCGGCUGGCGCAGGCCAGCAGCCCACGACUGCAGGCCGGCGACGCCCCGUCCCCUCUGGGCAAUGGCUACCCGCCCCGCGCCACCGCCUCCGGUCGCUUCGUGCAGCAGGAAGCCGUUGCGGCGGCAGCGGCUUCUGGGGGCGGCGGCGCCCCCGCAGGGCGCUACCUGCGCAGGGCGGUGCCGGGCCGUGGGGCGGGCUGCGGCCAGGCCGGCGAUGGAUCUGAGCGAGCGGACGGCGAGAUGUGCGGCAUGGGCGCCGACGCGGCCGGCUACAUGAGCGACGGCGACGUGCUGGGAAAGAAUCUCCGCAGCGAAGACGUUGCGAGCGGCUACAUGACGGACGGUGGCUUGAGCCUGUACACGCGGCGACUGAACCGGGUGCCAGACGGGCUGACGGUCGUGCGUGAAGCUAUGCAGCGCGGCGUGCCCCUGGCUGUGGGAGACGCAGACAGCUGGGACGACGAUAGUUCAAUCAGCAGCGGACUGAGCGACACCAUCGACAACGUGAGCACGGACGACAUCCACACCAGCUCCUCGGUCAGCUCCUACCCCACGACGCCGGCUACCGCUCGCAGAAAGGGGGAGGCCAAGCUGCGUACGGACAAUGAGAAGCGCUCAGGGGUAGACAGAAACGGCGGCUGGCAGCACGGAGGCUCGGCAGGAGACGAUAUGAAAGCCGUGGGGAGCAGCAGGGGCGGCUCCGUGGACCCAGAGCACGGAGGAAGAGUGAUGGAGCCCGGCGCACGCUGGAAGCGCAACCCCUCGGAUGUGUCGGAUGAGUCGGAGAAGAGCUCCGGUGGUCUGCGCAAACCCGGCAGCAUCGCGCACACGGGCUCCUGGCGCCGGGGAAUGAGCGCGCAGGUCGGCAUCACGCCUCCUCCGCCGCGGGGCAAAGCCGCCACGUCUGCCCUGAAGAUGCCGGGGAAAACAGAUGAUGCGAAAGCGUCCGAGAAAGGCUGCCUCUCGCCUAAGCGCGGCGCCGUUCAGCGCUCCCCGUCGGACGCGGGCCGCAGCAGCGGAGACGAGGGAAGGAAGCCGCCGUCUGGCAUCGCCCGGCCCACGGGCGGCGGCGCCUUCGGCUUCAAAAAACCCGGCACCAUCAUCACGGCGAGCGGCGCCACCAUCACGAGCGGUUCCGCCACCGUAGGGAAGCUCUCCAAGUCCUCCGGCAUCGCGGGCCGCGCGGGGGCCUGCAUCGGCGGGCGUAAGACGAGCGUCGACGGUUCUCACGACGACCCGGCGUCGCGCGCCGCCCUGACGUACAGGAGUCUUCCCCGGCCUUCCAAGUCUGGCAGCGGCGGCCACAUUCGCGGCCUGGGGAACCGCUCCAGCACCAGCAGCAUCGACUCCAACGUGAGCAGCAAGUCGGCGAGCGGUCCUCCAGGGUCCAAACUCCGAGAGCCGUCGCGCAUCGGCGUGGGCCGCUCCAGCCCGCCAGCCGCCGUCGGCCCUACCCCCCAUCACGCCACCGCGGCCAUGCUGGCCCACGCGCAGCAUCAAGAGAGAGACAAGUCGACGGGUGGGUUGGUGCCGGCGGAGAGAGAGCGGACUCCGGCGAACCAGACGGACCGGGAGAAGGCGGCGGCCGCCGCCGCGGUCGGAGCGGCGGCUUCUUCUGACGCGGAGAGCGUGGCGUCGGGCUGCUCCGUGAAGCUGAGCCCCGCGCAGACUCCCGCUCUCGCAUCGCCCAGCCCCACCCAGCCCGUGCCCAAGUGUCCUGACAUUUCUUCCCCAACGCUUCGUAGGUUAUUCGGAGGAAAACAAAGCACCAAGCAGAUCGCCAUGACAAGUAGCGACAACUUGAAAAAUUCCACCAUCAUUUCAAACCCACACGCGAUGCUGGCCCGGCAGGGCAGCACCGACUCUCCGUCUCCCGUGGACGGCAGCAUGGCCGGCAGCUACAGCAGCGGCGGCCCCAGCUCGGGGCUCUCCCCAGCCUCGCCUGCCACCUCCUCCUCUUCCGCGUGUAGUCCCGGCCCUCCUAAGGCCUCCAUCCCCACCCCGAUGGGCAUCUGCGGAGGAGGCGGCGGCGGCAUGCCUUGGGGAAUCGGACUUGCGCAUUCUCCGACGGCCGCCGGAAAGACCGGCCUCUACCAGCCGGCACUGGGGCAGCCGCUGGACCUGGCUCUCUCCGGAGCCUCGAGCUCCAUGGCCGCCGCUGCUGGGUUCGGGGGGCAGUCGGCGGUGCCGCACGGCUGCUUGACACCGACGUCCAAGCCGGAGAGCGGCCCGUGCUCGUUUGUGAGGACCAGCAGCCUUAAGUCCACCAUGUCCGAGAGUCCCCCUUCCUCCCCAACCACAAGCACGCAUUUUAUCAGCAACACUUUACCUAGGAGACAAGACAGGCAACUUCAGAAUAAGAACAUCUUGGAUAACUUUCUGCUUCUUGACAGGAACACCCUGCCUAAAAAGGGCUUCAGGUGCACGCCAUCCCAGCAGCGCGGCCAGGACGAGUGGAUGCGCUCAUACUCCAUCGGCGGACUGCAAGAUACGGGCGAACACUCUCCCCUAACCUCCGCCACAGCCAUCACCUCUCCAACUGGCACGCGAUUCCACUUCCCACCACCCGUGAGCCCGAACGCGGCCUCCCAGCUCAGCGUGUCGUACCCCAACGUGUUCCGCUCCAACAGCGUGUCGGCGCACGACCCCGCCUACGACAUGUACGGCGGCAGCGACACGCGCCUCCGCAACAGCUCCGUCUCACUCGACGAGCGCCACCGGGGCAUGAGCCGCUCCGGCUCCUUCCGUGACGGCAUCGAAGAAGUUCACGGAUCCUCGCUCUCCCUUGUGUCCAGCACGUCCUCCAUCUACUCCACGCCUGAUGAAAAGGCAGUUUCUGAGAUGAGGAAGCUGCGCCGGGAGCUGGACCAGUCUCAGGAUAAAGUGGCGACGCUCACCGCUCAGCUCACAACCAACGCCCACCUGGUGGCUGCGUUUGAGCAGAGCCUGGCCAACAUGACCAGCCGCCUGCAGAGUCUCACCAUGACCGCCGAGCAGAAGGACUCGGAGUUGAAUGAACUGAGAAAGACCAUCGAGAUGCUGAAGAGGCAGAAUGUGGCGGCACAGGCUGCGAUCAGCGGUGUCAUCAACACUCCAGAGCUCUCCCGAAAAGCAGGGAGUGCGAGCUCUUCGCAGUCGACGGAGCUGCGCAUCCGGCGGCAGCACUCUUCGGACAGCGUGUCGAGCAUCAACAGCGCCACGAGCCACUCGAGCAUCGGAAGCUCGGCCGAAACGCCCGACUCCAAAAAGAAGAAAAAGAAGAACUGGCUUCGCAGCUCCUUCAAACAGGCGUUUGGAAAGAAGAAGUCGCCCAAGUCGGCGUCGUCUCACUCCGACAUCGAGGAGAUGACAACUCCGGACUCGUCCCUCCCAUCGUCACCCAAGCUACCCCAUGGAGCAGUCACCGCUGUCACGCCUGCCAUCAAGCCCUCUCACUCUGCGUCCGCGAUCUGCGAGUGCACGGAGACGGGGGCGGAGAAGGUGAUGCAGCUGAGGAGCGAGCUGCGCGAGAAGGAGAUGAAGCUGACGGACAUCCGGCUGGAGGCGCUGAGCUCCGCGCACCAGCUGGACCAGCUGCGCGAGUCUAUGAACCGCAUGCAGAGCGAGAUCGAGAAGCUCAAGGCAGAGAACGAUCGCCUCAAGUCGGACGGGGGCGGCAACUGCAGUCGCGCCCAGUCACAGCUCUCCAUGUCCUCCACGUCCUCGCCACGCCAGUCCGUGGGACUUUCCCAGCACAGCCUCAACCUGCCCGAGUCCACCAGCCUCGAUAUGCUGCUAGAUGAUGGCAGCGGGGAUGGAUCUACACGUAAGGACCGUCGCAAUGUCAAAAUCGUCGUUUCUCUGACCGACCUGCCCAAGCGUAGAGAGGACUCCAAGAUCCAGGAGUACACCAUUGGCAGUAUUGGUGUCAGCGGGAAGACGAAGUGGGACGUGUUAGAUGGAGUCGUACGACGUCUCUUCAAGGAGUAUAUCUUGCGGGUGGAUCCACUGACGAACCUCGGCUUGAGCACGGACAGCGUGCUGGGCUACAGCAUCGGAGACCUUGUGCGUAGCCGCGAGUCCGACGUGCCCGAGCUGUUGCCCUGCGGUUACCUGGUCGGCGAGAAUACCACCAUCCGGGUGGCGCUCAAAGGCAUGGUGGAGCACAGUCUGGACAGCCUGGUGUUUGAGACGCUAAUCCCCAAGGCGACACUGCAGCGCUACGUGUCGCUGCUCAUGGAGCACCGGCGCAUCAUCCUGUCCGGUCCGAGCGGCACGGGCAAGACCUUCCUGGCAAACCGGCUCGCAGAGUUCAUCGUGCAGCGCUCGGGGCGUGACGUCACCGACGGCGUUAUCGCCACCUUCAACGUCGACCACAAGUCCAGCAAGGAGUUGCGGCAAUACCUCUUAAACUUGGCGGACCAAUGCAACAGCGAGAGCAACGCAGCCGACAUGCCGCUGGUGAUUAUCCUCGACAACCUGCACCACAUCGGCUCGCUGGGCGACAUCUUCAACGGCUUCCUCAACUGCAAGUACCAGAAAUGCCCUUACAUCAUCGGCACCAUGAACCAAGCCACGACGUCAACGCCAAACCUACAGCUCCAUCACAACUUCAGGUGGGUGCUGUGUGCCAACCAUGUGGAACCCGUCAACGGGUUCUUGGGACGUUUCCUGCGCAGAAAGCUCAUAGAGACAGAGAUACAGAGCAGCUCUCGGAAUAAUGACCUCAUCCGCAUCAUGGACUGGAUGCCCAAGGUGUGGCAGCAUCUCAAUCGCUUCCUGGAGGCCCACAGCUCUUCCGACGUCACCAUCGGUCCUCGGCUCUUUCUGUCCUGUCCGAUGGAUGUGGGCGGCUCACGAGUCUGGUUCACCGACCUGUGGAACUACUCUAUCAUCCCUUAUGUUCUUGAGGCUGUUCGUGAAGGCUUACAGUUGUAUGGGCGGCGCUCGGCUUGGGAGGACCCUGCCAAGUGGGUGAUGGAGACGUAUCCGUGGGCGUCGACCCCACUGCAGCAUGACUGGCCUACGCUGCUCCAGCUGAGGCCCGAAGACGUGGGCUUUGACGGUUACACAUCGGCACGGGAGGGCAGCACCUCCAAGCCAGCUCCGCCCAGUGAUGUGGAGGGCGACCCGCUGAUGAACAUGCUCAUGAGACUACAAGAGGCUGCGAACUACUCAAGCCCCCAGAGCUGUGACAGCGACUCUAACAGCACCAGCCACCACGAGGACAUCCUUGACUCCUCGUUUGAGUCCACGCUGUGACCCAAGCAUCCUCCACGCGAGAGUCAUGUGCUUCCGACAAGUGGCAUACACCAGCCUCCACAAGACGCCGCUGCUGAAGAUGUUGCAGUCAAGUGUGUAGUAAUGGAUGGAGGUGAUGGAGAUAUUAGGAUGAUCAAAGCACCAUGGAAUCAUCACGAUCUGUUGAAUAUUGAGAAAAUGUCCAGAAUUUUGAACAUUCGUUGGAGAUAUUCUAUGGCUCCAUUUGGGAGCUGCAUUUACGGGAAAGGUUCUUUGCGUUACGAAAAUGCACAGAAAUGCUACUUGGCAUGAAAAAAAAACAAUCUUCACUCGAAAUCAUGGACACAUAAAUACAUGCCAAUACACAAACACAAGACACCACUUGUGGUGCAAUGGAAACGCCUCUGAAUACCCCUGGGUCCCCAUAUUCAGUGCCGCCAGCAAUUUAUUGAUAUUCCCGAGGCAUAAGGCACCUCGUUCAAGCACGAAGCGACUUGUGUCCUGCAGAGAGAUUGCAUUUGCAAUGCAUCAAGACAAUUUUGUGUAGUCACAUCACUGGAUGACAGUUGAAUCAGAACUGCGUUUAAAGUCAAAGAAAAUUACUUGUCAAUCGACAAGACAAUGUUUUUAGCCUUUCAUCAGUUGUUAUGUUGAUGGUAUUCCUUGUGGAAACUGUGUAUUGCAAUAAAAGGAAACAAUACAAAUGACAAGAAUCUGAUAAAAAAAUUAGUAUUUCGGCAAAACCUUAACUUGAAUCUGCCGAUUGAUAACAAAUCUAAGACUUUACCUAUGCAGGAACUGGUUUGUGCUGCUCAUGGAUCAUUUACACUGCUUGCUGAGAGUCUCAAGAAAGGCUUGUGAAGCCAACAAAUGAUUUUGUUGUUUUUUCUGUCGACAAAGCUGGAUAUAUUUUGCACAUGUCUGCAAUGACAUGCUCGUGGAAGUGCAAGACGCACGGUGCUACGCCAUCCUUGUCCGUACGAUUACUUGGCAGAAUAUGUUUUUGCCAAAUUCCACACGUUUGCCAGGCCUAAGCACAAAACAGUGUUGUCCUCAAAAUGAGUGCCAGCAUUUGGUUCUGAUGCCUGUGCAACAGGUCAGUGCUUUGUCUUCAACAAAAUAUACAAAGAAGUGAAGUCAGAGGACACUUUUUACAGGUGAUAGAAUAAAUACCUGAAAGUAUCUCAAUAUUAGAAAUGUGUUCUCUGCAUUACCAAGAGAAGUUUAUGCUGUUGCCACAGUGUUUUAUAAGAUGUGAUUUUUUUCCUAUUACUUUACUUCAUCAAGGAUGUUAUUGUAACAAUAAUUUAUGUUGGUGCUGACACACAAUGCCUUACUCUUGCAUAUGAAUUGGUCAGAUCUUACCAUGGUACCUAACUUUUCACAUACAGUUGAUCGGCACAGAAACCUUGCCCGUGUUUGAUCAACAACUGCUUAGAGCGAUGGAAUUUCCAGCCUUCUAUUUUGUUAUGUUUUGUAAAUAAACUACAGCCUUUUGUUGUUUUUUUAAUUCACGGAAUAUCCAUAAAGCAGACAAGUGAAAAUGUUGUGACUACUGAGGCUGUUUCAAAAUUACAUAAAACAGUUGCUGUCCACCCCACUUGCAUAUUUCAGCUACUAUAUAUAAUGUUAUGCUUUGUUUAAAUGCUGCUGGCAACAAGGUGUAUUACUUUUCAAAAUGGCUUUAUGUUCUGAACAAAUGUUAAAAUGUGAAGCAUCUUGGUUCUUUAGUGAGAGCACUAUGCUUUUAUGCAAUUAAUUAGCUUAAAGAUUACUAUAUCAACAUUGAGUGCCCUUAAAAAGGUAUUUUCAGGAAAUGUGUCUGCUAAAUGAAAGAGUUGUUUAAUCCCUUUAAAAUUGGGACAUUUAAAAACAAGCACAAUAGAAAAGUACAAAGUAUCCUUAAAUCGCUUUCUUGACACAUUUUGUUUGAAUAAAUUCCGAGAGCUGAUCUCUUAAUUGUACACAAAUUUAAACAAUUUUCGUAAAAGUGCACAACAUUGCAGUAUCAUUAACGCAGUGACUAUGAAUGGUUACGAUAUUUUGAUGUGAAAUGUUUGUUACGUAUUACAGUUUACCAUGUUGUAUAGCACACAGCCUUGCUUUGAAGUCACUUCUUCAACUGGAUAGCUCCAAAUCUUAAUGCGGAAAAGAACAAUUGUUGACGUCAAACAGCAACGGGGGAGUGCAUGUUGUGGCAUGCAUGUAAAUUGUAGGCUAAUGCUUGGGGCUAUGUUGAGUGCUGAUGCAAAAAAACUACUUUAAUUAUAUUUUACAUGUUUUAACUUGACAAGCACACACCGCAGUACAUUUGAUUGAACUCCGAGUUAUGUAAUUGGAAGACGUAAAACUAUCCAUUUCCUGAAUGGCAAUCGACAUGUAAAAAAACAAACUUUUUUUCCAUCUCUGAUACGUUUUCCGAUUAGAAAAGGGGCCGUCCAUAAAUUACGUCACGCACCUAGGGGGGGGGGAGUCAGACAUUUGUGACGAUGUGUGACGAGGGGGGGGGUUUGAUAAAUGUGACGUCACAUCAAAUUGCGCAACUUUAAAUAUAGACAACACGUUCUACUUCAUUAAAUAGACUUUUUGAUAAAUGUUUUCUCCUACAACAACAUAGUGCAGCGGCACAUUAAAUACGCACUACAAUGACAAUAGUUUAAAGCGAUUUGAAGCAUGUUUUAUUUGGGGCAGAGCUUUGUGACGUCAUAUUUGAGGGGGGUCUGACUUUUUGUGACGCCGUGUGACGAGGGGUAGUCAAAAAUCGUCCAAAAUCGCGUGACGUCAUUUAUGGACGGCCCCAAAGAAGAAUUGCCAACUCGACACAACCUGUUAUUAAUAAGAUACAUUAUAGUGUAUAUCUUAUGGCCACUGAUAUUGCUUUCAUUGCAGUAUGAUUGUAUUUAUUGAUGUAAUCAAUGUUCAAUACAGUGUUAAGCCACUCAUAUUUUUUCACUGAAGUUGUGAAAACAUACUAUGCAAAGACCACGCCAUUGUUAAUGCAUAUAGUAUACAUUUUAUUUUAAGCCAAAUUGAAGCCAAAUUGUUGAACCUGCCAUUUGAACAAACAAUACCAUGAUAUUUUUUGCGGUAAAGUAUAUUUUUAAAGCUUAUAUUGUUUUGACUCUGCUGAUUGUCAGUGUUUACGGAACCUUGAGUUUUGUGCUUGAGGCUGAAACCCAUGUUGUGCUGUUAUGCUGUGUGAAAACCUGUGUAUGUGGUGAUGGUUGCAAAUUUUGUGUGAAUUUGUGGGCAAAAAAACCCUGCUUUAUUCUCCUGUAAAUUUUGCCAUGUACUGUAUUGUAACAUAAAACCAGCUGUAAAUAGGGGUGAAUAGCGAUAACAUUUUGAAAGGUUUUAUAGGCAUUUUUGUAAACACUAGGGAGAUAAUCGGUAUUUUGUGUAAGAAACAAAUAUCUUUUUUCUUUUCCUUGUUGCCGGUCAUUGUGGAGGUGUUCUGUACUUGGAAAUUUCAACAACUCUUUGGGGGUGGGAAAAAACGAUGGACAUAAUAUACCUGUCGUAAAUUAUUCCGUGUUAAAAAUUAAAUGCUAUUUAUUAAUAA
Lethenteron reissneri (Far Eastern brook lamprey) is the source of this 9377-nucleotide messenger RNA. Its product is annotated as neuron navigator 2-like. Lineage: Eukaryota; Metazoa; Chordata; Hyperoartia; Petromyzontiformes; Petromyzontidae. Gene Ontology annotation, molecular function: ATP binding; ATP hydrolysis activity. The record is from RefSeq and is a predicted model, not a curated record. Gene Ontology annotation, biological process: nervous system development; neurogenesis.